Messenger RNA from Macadamia integrifolia, 3156 nucleotides. RefSeq names its product pentatricopeptide repeat-containing protein At1g63080, mitochondrial-like. The transcript has 5 exons. The record is from RefSeq and is a predicted model, not a curated record. Gene Ontology annotation, molecular function: DNA binding; DNA-directed RNA polymerase activity; protein binding. The coding region runs from base 453 to 2786 and encodes 777 amino acids. NCBI's taxonomy places the organism in Eukaryota, Viridiplantae, Streptophyta, Magnoliopsida, Proteales, Proteaceae. Gene Ontology annotation, biological process: DNA-templated transcription.
AGGAGAGCAAUCAUUCACUGUCUCCCCGCAUAGGUGCGGUGAGAUUGGAAGCACCCGGGCACACCGGAGGUACUCAAUCCAAAGCCUCACCGCACCAUUGUAGGGAGACGGAUGAAUUUUUUACUAGGGAGGGGGCGUUCAAACUCUUAUAUCCACGACAAACUACAGGGGAGAGGCAGAAUUUUUCCAAUAUACUAAAAAAAAGUCCCUGAUGAUGCGGCGCAGGGCCAAUUGAGGGGGGCGCAUAUGAUAUCAACAGAGGGUGGGAAGGAGGGAUAUUUAAUGGCUGAGACAAUGGGUUGCCCGGCUGGGUGAGCAUGUAAGAAAUCAGUUUCUCUCUGUAGAUCGAGCACUUAGGCACCCAGGCUCUCCAGGCGGGAAAGGGGGGAAGGUGACUAUUAUGCACCGAUCACUCGUGAAAGCGUCAGGAAUUAAGAGACGAAGUGAAGGAAAUGUGGAGAACUGUGGAUUCUCUCAUUACCUCACAAAAUCGAAUUCAAAUGGGUAAGUGGUCUUCUCUUUGCCCUUCUCUUCGGCUACGCCUGCUUCUUUCAUCUCGUUCUACUUUUUUUUCUUCUAAAGCUACAAAAAAUCAUCAGCGAGUGAAUCCUAUCGAAUUGUUUGAGAAUUCUACACAAAAUGAUGGAUUCAAGUCAAGUACAAGCACCUCCAUUAGUGUUGAGGAAGCAUUCCGCCGAUUCCACCUAUUGGUUCAUUCACAACCCUUUCCAAAUAUUGGUGUUUUCAAUCAACUAUUUGGGACAGUUGCCAGAUGCAAAAACUAUUCCACAGUGAUUUCUCUGUAUAAAAACAUGGAGUUCUUGCAAAUACAGCCCGAUGUGGUUACACUAAACAUCUUACUCAACUGUUUCAGUGGGUUGAAUCGGCCAGAUUUGGGCUUCUCUGUUUUUGGGGUCAUCAUAAAGCAUGGUUUGGAGCCAAAUAUUGUCACAUUAACCACCCUACUUAAGGGGCUCUGCAUGGUGGAGAAAAUUGCGGAGGCUAAAAUGUUGUUCCGCAAGAUACUCGAAGUAGGGUACCCUUGUCAUGAAAUCACAUAUGGAACCAUAAUUAAUGGGCUCUGUAAGACAGGAAACCAUUGUGAGGCACUUGAAAUGAUUAGGGCAAUGGAACUCGAGGGUAAAUGUAAGCCUAAUGUCACCAUGUAUAGUGCAGUCAUCGAUGCCCUUUGCAAAGAAGGAAUGGUAAAUGAGGCCUUGAACCUAUUAUCUGAUAUGGCCGGGAAACACAUCUCCCCAAAUGUUGUCACCUACAAUAGUUUGAUUCAUGCAUUUUGCAAUUUAGGUCGUUGGAAAGAAGCUGCAGAUUUGUUCAAUAAAAUGGUGAACCAUGAAAUCUCACCAAAUGUCAUUACCUUCAGCAUUCUGAUAGACUGUCUUUGCAAAGAUAGAAGGACUGCUGAAGCACAUAAGUUGUUUGAAUUGAUGCUUCAAAGAGGACAUAAGCCGGAUGUUGUCACUUUCAACUCUUUGAUUCAUGGCCUAUGCAAUUCUGGCCAAUCGGAAGAAGCCACUGGAUUGCUAAAUAAAAUGUUGGGACUAAGAGUCUCUCCUGAUGUCGUGACUUUCAACAUUUUGAUAGAUGGUCUUUGUAAAGAAAAAAGGACUGCUGAAGCACAUAAGUUGUUUGAAUUGAUGCUGCAAAGAGGACUUAAGCCUGAUGUUUUCACCUUCAAUUCUUUGAUUCAUGGUCACUGCAAUUCUGGCCAAUGGGAAGAAGCUACUAGGUUGCUAAAUAAAAUGUUGGAACUAGGAAUCUCUCUUGAUGUUGUGACUUUCGGCAUUUUGAUUGAUUAUCUUUGCAAAGACGGAAGAACUUCUGAAGCACAAAAGUGUUUUACAUUGAUGCUUCAAAGAGGACAUAAUCCUAAUGUUGUCACAUUCAACUCUUUGAUUCAUGGCCUAUGCAAUGCUGGCCAAUCAGAAGAAGCCAUUGGAUUACUAAACAAAAUGUUAGGACUAGGAAUCUCUCCUGAUAUUGUGACUUUCAACAUUUUAAUAGAUGACCUUUGCAAAGACAGAAGGACUGCAGAAGCAUAUAAGUUGUUUGAAUCGAUGCUUCAAAGAGGACUUAAGCCUAAUGUUGUCACUUUCAGCUCUUUGAUUCAUGGCCUAUUCAAUUCUGGCCAAUCGGGAGAAGCCAUUGGAAUGCUAAACAAAAUGUUGGAACUAGGAGUCUCUAUUGACGUCAUAACUUUCAGCAUUCUGAUAGAUGGUCUUUGCAAAGAUGGAAGGACUGCGGAAGCAUUUAAGUUGUUUGAAUUGAUGCUUCAAAGAGGACUUAAGCCUAAUGUUGUCACUUUCAGCUCUUUGAUUCAUGGCCUAUGCUGUUCUGGCCAAUCAGAAGAAGUCAUUGGAAUGCUAAACAAGAUGUUGAAACUAGCUGAACGUCAUUUGGAACUCAUGGAUGACACUGUUCCUUUUAACCGGAAACCAAGCUUGCAUCGAAUGUCUAUCAUGUCUCAUAGGGUGAUGCCUUGGAGAACAUUAAGAUUCAAUAAAUCUGCCUGCAAUCCAUACAAUUCAGACUUUGAUGGUGAUGAAAUGAGUUUACAUGUUCCUCAAACAGAGGAGGCUCGCACAGAGGCUUUUAUGCUGAUAGGGUUAAUAGGCCUAAACUUUGAGCAGAGAAGUGAUAGAGGUCUCACCCCAAAGCACAAAGCCAAUCUGGGAUUAGGAGCAUUUCCGUGUGUCAUACAUUAUCGAAUAGCCCAACUGGGUAUCUUGCACAAGAAUUUAUGCUGUUUCUGGGAAAGGAGAUUAUGAACAGUAUCAUUAGAGGAAUGCAGUAGCAUUGUGGAUGCUAUAUUUGGAUUGAUUUCUUUCAAAUGCUUGGACUUUCCAAUAGAGGCAGAAGCUGUGAAAAGUAUGUUUAUUUGGAAUUUUUCGGUGGUGAGGAUGGACACAAGACACUAAAGAGAAGAUAAAAUUCUUGCUUCGGGAACUGACCAGUCUCUCUGAAGUACAUUGCUAAGCAUUUCAAAUUACCACAUUUCAAUCAAGUUGCCAGUUUCAGUGGCUGAAGGGGCUUAUAGUUUCCAUUUCCAAGAUUUUAUGGAGUCAUUGAACCUUCCAUGAUUGAUAGAGCUUAUGUUCGAAGGAUUUUGAAGGAGCUGAGCAUCUCUCUCUCCUCCCC